Vicia faba (fava bean) is the source of this 519-nucleotide messenger RNA. The record is from the annotation of a GenBank genome assembly. Lineage: Eukaryota; Viridiplantae; Streptophyta; Magnoliopsida; Fabales; Fabaceae.
AUGGCAGCCACCUCUACUCUACACUUCCUUUCUCGUCUCCGUUUCAUACCUUUUCCUCUCCCAUCACCACUCUCAACCCCUUUCCCUUUCUCCCUCACCUCCAAAACAAAGACACCCACGCGGUUUCGAUUUUUCUCAAUGGCCGCCGCUGCUCAACCAAAGGAAUCACCGGCUAACAACCCCGGUCUCCAUUCAACUAUAGAUGAAGCUACUAAGGGUUACUUUAUGCAACAAACUAUGUAUAGAAUCAAAGACCCCAAAGUUAGCCUUGAUUUUUACUCCCGCAUUUUAGGCAUGUCGUUGCUCAAGAGACUGGAUUUUCCUGAGUUGAAGUUCAGCUUGUACUUUAUGGGGUAUGAGGAUACAUCUGAAGCUCCAAGUAACCCUGUUGAUAGAACAGUUUGGACCUUUGCUCAAAAGGCUACAAUUGAAUUGACACAUAAUUGGGGCACUGAAAGUGAUCCAGAGUUCAAAGGGCACCACAAUGGCAAUUCUGAUCCUCGUGGUUUUGGUAAGUGA